Molecule: messenger RNA, 1011 nt
Organism: Vicia villosa (hairy vetch)
Lineage: Eukaryota; Viridiplantae; Streptophyta; Magnoliopsida; Fabales; Fabaceae
Exons: 2
Coding region: 77-694 (205 amino acids)
Source: RefSeq, a predicted model, not a curated record
AAAAUUCUCUUUCAAGUGUUAUGGUGUACCACUGAAAACUCAAGUUCAUUUUUCAAACGGAUAAGAGAAUAACCCAAUGGCUUGCAAUUCUACACCCCUCCUAUCACCACCCAAAACCACCACCGUCGCAACCGUCCACCACCACCACCACCACCACCACCCACUCCAACCCAUCUUCCUCACCAAACCCACCCUCCCCCGCAAACUCCCCACAAAACUCCACGUCUCCUCCUCCCCAACCAACAACCCCACAACCACACCCUCCCCCCCACAACCCCCACCUCAAAAACCCAACCAAGAAACCGUCUUCUUCGACGGCGGAGCCCACUACGGCGACCUCGUCGCAAAUCUCUUCCUUGGCUUCACCCUCGUCUGGCUCCCCUUAACCUUAGCAGCAGUCUCACGCGCCCUCUACCUUCGUUACAGGUUCACCAACCUCAGAGUUACCGUUAUCUCCGGGCUAACAGGCGAGGACAGAAGCGACUUUUCAUAUAGUGUUAUCAAAGAUGUUCAGGUUGUUCCUAGGUUCAUCGGUGAAUGGGGUGACAUUGUUAUCACGUUGAAAGAUGGUACUAUAGUUGAUCUUAGGAGUGUUCCUAAGUUUAGAGAAAUUGCUAAGUAUUGUCUCUCUAUGAAGGAUAAAUCUUCUCAAGAUUUGAAUCAAUCUGGUGGUCCUAAAGGCUUUGGAAAAUAAAAAUUAUACAGGGUGCAGGGUACAAUGGAUGAAAAUAUGAUCCUUCAAAUUUAUCAAUUCUCAUACUAUGGUAGUUAAAACAAUAGUCAAAGGGUUCUCUCACAUUUUCAUAAAUAACAAGCAUGUUUGCGAAGUGUUACAAGAAACUUUACAGGCACUGGUUGAGUACAAAUGAAUAUAAGUAUCUACAAGAUAUUGUUAAUACAAAUGUACAAAAAUUUAUACAAAUUUAUUUUUGACAAAUCUUCUUUUCAAUUUUCUAUAAAUUGUGUUUGGAUGGGAAAUUUUAACUAGGUAAGUAAUUAUUGAAGGGUAGA